Messenger RNA from Mugil cephalus (flathead mullet), 3056 nucleotides. RefSeq names its product RAS (RAD and GEM)-like GTP binding 2 (gene rem2). The transcript is spliced from 5 exons. The record is from RefSeq and is a predicted model, not a curated record. The coding region runs from base 788 to 1717 and encodes 309 amino acids. NCBI's taxonomy places the organism in Eukaryota, Metazoa, Chordata, Actinopteri, Mugiliformes, Mugilidae. Gene Ontology annotation, molecular function: GTPase activity; GTP binding; calcium channel regulator activity. Gene Ontology annotation, cellular component: plasma membrane.
UUGUCGAGCUCCAUCUCAGUACAAACGCCACAUUGGCAGCACAUUCUCUGGGACGCACCUCUCUGCUUCCCUCUGGCGGCCGCUGCCCCUCAUAGCGACCAAAGAAACCCUGCGCGUCGACCAUCAAACCAGAACGAAAUGCAGCUGGAGAAAGCCCAAGCCCGAUGUUUGACAAAGGAACACGUUUGAAGAAACGCAUCUGGGUUGAUAUUUGCACUGGAGGAAAGAGGUGAGAGACGCUCCUUCACCUAAUCACCAUCCCCGCCUCCAUCCACCUCCAACCCAACCCGUAGGAAGAGCACUACACCAAGGACGCGCCCCCAAUACACACUUUGCAGGGAGAGAAAGAGAGGGAGAGAGGUGCAGGUAUUAACGGGAGGUGGGGAGGGACGCGCUGUGAGUGCCGGACGCGGGGACACCAAAAGGAGGGGAGGGGAUGUGUUUUAGUGCCAAUGGCUCUCUUUCUUCUUCUUCUUCCCUUAAUAAGUCGCCUCUUGUUCCAAUUCAAAACACAGACGCAGGUCUAGACUCUUUAUCCACCUUAUCCCAGUUUUUUUUUAUUUUUAUUUUUUUCCACGCGCCGCACCUCUCCACCCAAGUCACCAGAAGGGGGGUUUUACGCGGCGGAGACUGAGGAGGCUCACCAUCACGUUAAAUGAGUCGUGGCGCGUCUGGUUUGUGUGCCGCGUGUCACCGCCGCUCUGAAUGUGAUGCCGGGUCCGCUUCCAGCACCGAUGACUUGAAGCACACGGCACCUGUUCCAUAAAGAGAAGACUUAUUGAUAACCAUGGCUGACCAGUAUAGUAUGUUUCUCACCACGGCGCCCCCUCUCCGGCGAGGAAGCACACCCCUGCCUGUUAAACAUCAGCUACGGAGGGAAGAGGCUGUAUCUGAGGACUGUGAUUGGAUCCCGGGCUUGGAGGAGCCUGCCACGUUGCCUAUCAGUGACACAGAGGUGCCUCGGGAUGAAUCCUUCAGCCAGUCGGCUGUUGCCCAGUCAGUCUACCACAGCCACGGCGGGGCACUGAGGAUAGUUCUUCUCGGACAGAAUGGCGUGGGCAAGUCGUCGCUGGCCUUGUCUCUGGCCGGGCAGUCGGACAGAUCCCUCUCAAUAGACUCUGAGACACAAGCAUGUGGUGAGGGCUACGAGUGCACGGUGACGGUGGACGACGAGGACAGCAAAGUCAUCGUGUACGACAACUGGAAACAGGACCUGUCCACUCUGCAGUGUGAUGUGUGUAUCCUGGUCUUCUCAGUGACUGACAGGAGAAGUUUCCAUCGUACGGCCCAGCUCCGCCUCCUUCUCAGGGAGUCGCAGCCGCACACACCAAUCAUCCUGGUGGGCAACAAGAGCGACCUUGUCCGUUCCCGUGAAAUCAGUUCAGAGGAGGCCCAAUCCAGCGCCAUGAUGUUCGACUGCCUGUACUUGGAGCUCUCAGCCUCCUUAGACCACGGGACCAACGAGCUACUGGAGGCGGCGGUGAGGGCUGCCAGAGGCGACUGUGUGGGCCCCGGCUGGACAGAUGGUGACCCCGGGUCAGGUCGCAGGGAGAGCCUCACAAGCAGGGCCAAGCGCUUCCUGGCCGGGCUGGUGCCGCGCUCGUACGGCCGAGACCGGGAACGAGAUCGGGGUCGCUACAGGGAGAUGAGCCGUCACCGCGGCAGCAAGAUCCUCCGACAGAAGUCCCGUUCCUGCCACGACCUCAGCGCACUGUGACACACACAUACACACACACACGAAGGCAAAGAAACACAUUCCACAUGAACACAAACACACACACACACACCAGAUUGAAGGAUAUGGGGGAGGGGAGGUGAAAAAGACGGAGGAGGAAAAUGAAAAGGAUCUUGCAAUGGAGAUGAAUAAAUGAUAAAAAGAGACAAGAAGAUAAUGGAAAAUACUCAUGAGUGGGAAUGUCACAAGGUCUAUAGGAGAGAAAUUCAACUGUGGCAGAAAAAGGUCAGGGCAGAAGGGAAGAAAAAAAUUAAUCGAUAGAGCAGACAUCCGCCUGGAUUGCAGCACUGAACCAAUAAGCAAAACCAAUUUUGAGAGAGAGAGAUAGAUAAACAGAAAAAAAGGUAAGGCAAGCUUGAUUAGCUCCUCUGGCUUGGGUGAAGCUGCAAGCACGUAUUACCCGAUGAGAAAAAAAGAGAGAAAAUUAGCGAAAGAAGCACAUCGGGACGCUGAUUUGAUGCUCAAUGUGGUUCAGUGAGAGGGAGGAAGGGGUCACAAAUGAACACACACCCAAGUAGCACGCACUGAAUACGUAGAAACUGAUAGCAAUCUAAUGUAUACCUAUUAUAGACCUUGUUUUAUAGCAUGCAGAGUAGACGAUCGAAGACAUGACCCUGUAGGUUUCACAGUUACCCUGUGACUGACCCUGGAUUUAAUGUACCUCAGUGGCCAACAGCUAAUGCACAAUCUAGCUAGUAUAUAUCUCUAGCAAUGCCACUUCAAUGGCAAAUUAUUUGUAGAAAUUCUACUUCUCUGCACAUCUUUUCCCAGAGUACCCACACUCCAACCACCCUUUCUGUCCCAUGCUGUUUUUAAGAAAUGUUUGAUGAUACCAUUAAUGUUCACCAGAGACUUUAAACAAGGUUGUAACAUCAGCACCCAAGCCAUAUAUUCGCUGAAUGCACCCUGAGCAUCCAGCGCAAAAAACCCUUUACCGUAGGAUGUGAAGCAAAGGAUAACAUGGCUAUAAAGACAUUAGCAGGGAUGACCAGACUGAACUCUUCUUCAGCUGAAGCUGAGUCAUACAGCACUGGGAUUUUCUUGAUUCACAGGAGGACAAACAAGACAAAAACCUAAUCUACCUGUGGCUGUUUGAUGAUUUCUUUUGUUUUUCUUUUUACCCACUGGCAUUAUUGUGUGUUUGGACUGAAUUCUGUGGGGGCUGGCCACACAGGUGACCCAAAAAAGAACGUUCUGGAAACGUUGUUCCAAUAUCUCGUCAAGUGUGGCGGCGUCACUGGCACAUCCUCACUUGUUCGUCACCGUCUACUGAGCACUCUCGUCUUUACCACUGAGAAUAAAUACAUUUUUGUUUGACAUA